Amphiprion ocellaris (clown anemonefish) is the source of this 1801-nucleotide messenger RNA. It is a transcript of the gene spdya, whose product is annotated as speedy/RINGO cell cycle regulator family member A. The transcript has 7 exons. The record is from RefSeq and is a predicted model, not a curated record. The coding region runs from base 138 to 1094 and encodes 318 amino acids. NCBI's taxonomy places the organism in Eukaryota, Metazoa, Chordata, Actinopteri, Pomacentridae. Gene Ontology annotation, molecular function: protein kinase binding. Gene Ontology annotation, biological process: positive regulation of cyclin-dependent protein serine/threonine kinase activity.
CGCGCUCCCGCGUGAUAGUGAGCGCGCAGGUUGGCCUUCCGGCGGCGCAGAACCUGAAGCGCGUUCCGCAACAGGCCGUGCGUUGUUAGCUACCAUCUUGUCUGCAUAGACACCCUUCGGAUGAUCCCAGCAGAAGUAUGAUGAAGACUCCUCCCUCUGUAAGUCUGCGGAUCAAACGCAAAAAUGUUCGUCAAAUCAGAAGACAUCUCUGUGUAAACAGAGCCAAUGGUCCAGACACCCAGAGUUCGCUGUGGAAGAUCACACCAAGCCAGUGUGACAUGUAUCUGGCCAAAAAGACUUUGACUCCAACUACUGUCAUCCAGCAGCAGGAAAUGGCAUCAUACUUCAGAUUGUUUGAUGAUCACCUGAUUCAAGACUUUCUGAUGAUGGACUGUUGCUACAAAAUGACAGACAAGUACCUUCUGGCCAUGACCUUUGUGUACUUCAAAAGGGCUCGCUUCACUAUUGCUGAGUACACCAGAAAGAAUUUUUUCAUUGCACUAUAUCUUGCCAACACCAUGGAGGAGGAUGAGGAGGAGGGCAAGUAUGAAAUUUUUCCCUGGGCUCUGGGCAAGAACUGGAGGAAACAGUUUACCCACUUCCUCAAAGAUCGAGACAAGCUGUGGGCUCGCAUUGAGUACAGAGCUGCUGUCAGCAGGCGCUGCUGUGAAGAGGUGAUGGCCAUCGUGUCCUCACACUUUGUUUGGCAGCGACAGCGGUCCGAUCACCACAGCGGUGCUCAGCGGCUGUACACUGAUCAAGACAACACCCGUUUUCCCCGCGGGCCUUUUGCCUCCCCGCUCUCCUGUGCCCUCUGUACCCAUGGCAAGAAGGUACAUCACGGUUCAGUUACCUCUUGUACCUCCAGAGGAUCAUCUGUGCAGACAUCCGACAGUGCUUAUCCACACCUAUUUGCCUCUGCACUGAGUUUGGAGAUCACCCCACCCAAGGCUGCAGCCUCUCUCAGGAAGAAAGUGGAGAAUAAAAGCCAACUGUGGCAUUCUUGCUGCUCUUGUCCUAAGGAGAUGCCCAGGGAUGAUACUUCCUGUACAUCCACAUACGGCAUCUUCACGGACUGGAUCAAUGAGGAGUAGAGCAUCACAUCACCUCAGCAGUUUACCCGUCCUCUUUAGAACAACACAGCAGUUCUGUGUGUUAUUGUCUGUCUUGGUGGAUGUAAUAGCACUUUUACUUUGAAGUAAAGGCCUGAAUACCCAGUUUGUGAAAACCUCCUUUAAUGCAGACAAGUAACUGUGGCAGGAAUGAGCUACAGUCAUUCAGUACAUAAAAUAUAACAUGAAAUAAGACUGACCACUGGGUAUAAGUUGGUUGUUUGUGUGAUUGUGCCAAAAGACUUAUUACUGUAAAGAUGAGCUGAACCUACAGAGUUGAUAUUUAUUUAUUUAAUGUAUUUGUUUUUCCACAGAUGUUAAAAAGAUUUUUCUGUAUAUUUAUCUUGGGAUCCUUGUCCUCAACAGACUGUUACAUUCAGGGGAUCACUUGGUUGUGUUUUGUUGCCAAUGUGCCUGUUUGAUGAUCAACCACUGCCGUAGGAGUUUGGAAUACAGGCUAGAUCUUGAAAGUGUCUGUUGAUGUGCUUUAUUGCAUCCUGCUUUAAUGCCUUUGACGUAGCUUAAUUAGCUCCGUUUUGGAGAAAUGUUGCUCGUUACACACAGGUAAUGACUUUAUAUGUUCACGUUACUAUGCAGAAUAUCUUACAAAUCCUAUUUACAGAGCCCAUGUCACCAAAUGUGAGAAAUUAUUGUCUGGAAUUUCUGACUUUACAUUUACAGGAUUAAAA